This is a messenger RNA of Rosa rugosa (rugosa rose), 678 nucleotides long. RefSeq names its product (E,E)-alpha-farnesene synthase-like. The record is from RefSeq and is a predicted model, not a curated record. Gene Ontology annotation, molecular function: terpene synthase activity. The coding region runs from base 1 to 678 and encodes 225 amino acids. NCBI's taxonomy places the organism in Eukaryota, Viridiplantae, Streptophyta, Magnoliopsida, Rosales, Rosaceae. The transcript has 3 exons.
AUGAGAUGGGUGUCUGCAGCAUGUUUUGGGGUAUCCAUAGCAGCUGUGAUGGUAUUGCCCAGCAUAGAAGGUCGAUUGCAGGGAGAAUGUUAUCGAAUUCAGAUUCAUAAGCUAAUAGAAGAUGUUAAGGAUUUGUUUGGUGAAUGUAAGGAAUCAUGUUCACUGGAUAAGUUGAAGUUGAUUGACAGAAUCCAAAAACUAGGCCUCAACAACCACUUUGAGAAGGAAAUCAAGGAAGCCCUAGACACCAUAGCAUCUGUAGAACUCGAAAACAACAGCAAUCCCUGCAUUAGUUCUGAGGGUGAUCUCUAUGCUACUGCACUACUCUUUAAGAUUCUUAGGCAGCAUGGUUAUAAAGUUUCACAAGAUAUAUUUGGUAGUUUGAUGGAUGAAAUGGGUACAUUAAAGAAGAACACAUUUGGGGAUGUGAAAGGAAUGCUUGAAAUGUUGGAGGCCUCAAACCUAGCUUUAGAAGGUGAAAAUAUCCUAGAGCAGGCUAAAGCUUUCUUAAUGGUCACUCUUAGAGAGACCAAUACAAGGUGUGAUGAUAUAGACAAUUGCAUUUCCAAGCAUGUGACUUAUGCCCUGGAGCUUCCAUCACAAAGGAGAGUUCAGUGGUUUAAUGUGAAAUGGCACAUCAAAUCCUACGAGAAAGACCAUACUGAUUGUUUCUGUUGA